Molecule: messenger RNA, 17495 nt
Organism: Topomyia yanbarensis
Lineage: Eukaryota; Metazoa; Arthropoda; Insecta; Diptera; Culicidae
Product: RNA-binding protein 45
Exons: 7
Coding region: 197-1678 (493 amino acids)
Molecular function (GO): RNA binding
Source: RefSeq, a predicted model, not a curated record
AUUUCUUGUUCGUGCAAAGCUUGGGUAGCUCGCAAAUUUUUAACCUCUAACAAUUUUUGCGAUAAAUUGCGGUGAAAUUGUUUCUUAAACCAUCUUAAAACCUCAUCAAGUGGUUAAUUAAAGAAACAUCGCCGUUGAAAGCGAAAGGGCAUCUUAUCCGAAACGUGAAAAGCGAAAGCAACACGCAAAAGACAAAAUGGCCGACCGAAGAUCUGGCGGAUCGAGUCGUAACAAUUUCAACGAUGAUAAAAAUUCCGCAGAUGUUCCUCCUAUGUCACGACUGUUCAUCAUCUGCAGCAAAUCGGUAACCGAGGAAAAUUUACGGGAGCAUUUUUCCAAAUUUGGUGAAAUCGAAGAAAUUUGGAUCGUGAAGGAUCGUCAAUCCGGCGAGACGAAAGGGGUGGCUUAUAUAAAAUUUUCCAAAACGUCGGAAGCGGCCAGGGCGCUGGAGGGCAUGAAUGGAAAGUUGAUCGGGGACAAUUCACGACCGAUCAAGGUUUUGGUAGCGGCCAACCGGCAGCAAGGUUCCCGCAAGCAGACCGAUAAUGAAGAGGAAAAAUAUUUGCGAUUGUUUGUGUUGAUUCCUAAAGAGAUGAACGAAGAAUCGCUACGUGAAGAGUUUGGCAAAUACGGUACCAUAGAUACCGUUACCAUUAUCCGAGAUAAGGUCACAAAGGAGGGAAAAGGUUUUGCAUACGUCAAGUUCAAUCGUUUCACUCACGCAGCAAGAGCUUUUGAGGAUUGCGACGCUAAGUACAAGGCAGUAUUUGCCGAGCCGAAACCUUCGAGGAAUUCGUCUGUUUCCUCGAACGAUAACUUUGGCGGUUUCAGCAGUGGUGGUGGUGGAGGUGGUUCGAACGGAUUCAAUGAAGAUCGUCGGGAUCGCGGUUCAAAUGUGGGAAGCUCAAACGCGAUGAUGAAUUUCAGUUCGCUGGGUGGAAAUGACCGUCGGAGCACGGGAAUGAACAAUGACCGUGCAUCAAACUUUGGCUUCAAUAGCAGCAAUUAUUCGGGCCAGGGUGGAGGUCAGACUGACACCUCGCUGACGGUUCUGUGCAGUCCCUCGCUUAAUCAGGACCAGCUGUGGAGGCUUUUUGACAUUAUUCCCGGAUUAGACUACUGUCAGAUUAACAAUGACUUCAACAAUCGCAACGUAACAGCCACUGUAGUGUACAACAAUGCACAAUCUGCAAUGUACGCUAGAGAUAAGAUCCAUGGUUUGGAAUAUCCUCCGGGGGAACGUCUUAUUAUUCGUUUAGGACACGAAGCGGUGGGCGUUAUGAACAACAAUGAUUCUUUUAACGGUGGAGAGCGUAACAAAAUGGUAGAUCGUGACGCUACAUUUUGUAGCGUCCCACUUCCGGCCCCUAUGCCAUUGGCCGAUUCUGACGCUGAAGUCGCUCAGCGAUGCUUCAUCGUGUGCAUCCCAAAGGCAUUGCCAACUAGUGUACUGAAACAGACAUUCUGUCGUUUCGGAGAUCUUAUAGAUGUUUAUUUACUACCGAACAAAAACUGCGGUUAUGCUAAGUUUGCUAGUGAAGAUAGCGCCAAAAAGGCCAUGGAAGUCCUGCAUGGAGCGGAGAUUCUGAACAUCCGGUUGAAGGUUCUGGAAGCGGAGGAACCGAGCAAUGACAGAAGAAAGCGUAUGCGUCAUGACGAGCGUAUGGACAACGAGUAAAGGCCUUUGCUGACAUGUUCGAGAGACCAUCUAGGAACACCAGCUUGGUCCGGAUGUGCGAACCGAGAAAACCCAUAGAAAAGGACAAGGUUCUCGUUCUCUAGGAUGCCCGGUAACACAAGGUAACGUACAUCCAAGGGCGUAACUUGUUUGCUAGAUGUGGAACGAUGAGAUUCGCUGGUUUGUUCGGAGCGGUACAGAUACAUGAUUGCGCGUUGGCUAGCAAGGAAGUUUAUGUUGCUAGUGAAUUAUAGGGUUUAUAUCUUUAACCCUUAAAUGAACGAAUUUCAUUUUUCUUUGGUACUCGUCUAUUUGGAUGGAUACGAUCUAUACCUCUUGUUGAGCAUUUAUAUCACAAAAUUCGGUAUGUUGCCAAAGGGCAACAGUAUGCAUUUAAGGGUUAAAUAAGAUUGUCGGCACGUGUAGUGCAGCCAAUUUUCAACUCUGUCGCACUGACAUAAACACAACCCGUAAAGUCAUGGCUUGCGUUUCGACUUCGUCUCAGUAUCCGAUACUAACUUAUACCCAGGAUAAUUUAGCGCCGGAUUGACGCUAAUACGUUUCUUGGCGUCUAAAUAGCAGAAGCUGCUUAUUUAUCCUUUUGAUGAGCGUAAAAGAAUCCUGUAAAAACUUCAAGCCGAAGAAAAUGCAUGUAUAAUUACGAAUAGUGUGUUCAAAUUUUGACCCCAAUUUGAGCUACAGGAAUUCGUUUAAUUUGCUGAUGUAUCAUGGUGUAAAUGGUUUUUUCAGUUUGUUUGACAUGGCACAUUACGUCUGGCUUGACAGUGCCAAUUUUCUUUGCAUUGCAUCUCAUUUUUUUAUAGUUUACAAUAUUCUAAAUUUGAUUUCUUAAAUUGUGAAAUUGAGGGUCUAUGACACAGAUACAGAUAGGCAUAGAUUAAAAGGGGUACUGAAUUAUAUAAAUAUAACGGGGAAUUUGUCAUAACUAGGGAUGCCGUUUGGUAGAUCUCGGGCUGCCAAAACAUCACAAGGUAAGGGAUUUGUCUCUCUGCUUCUAUUUGUUGCACGAUAUAUUUGUUUUAUAGCAAAAAUCAAUGGGUUGACUCGUGUCUGACUAGUGCGGAUAGAGCUUCAUGUCACUAAGUUAGUGUCGGAUUCUGAUGAACCAAGGUCUAAACGCAAAUUCCAUAAUGGAUUUAGUUAUAGGUCUUGUGUUCUUCAAGCACAAAGAUGGUUUUAAACAAUUUUCCUCUUAAUGAGGAAAAGUUAGUGUUUUCCUACAUUGUUCUCCUCUAAGGAGAAAUAUAGCAUUUGUUUAGCCAGUUUUAUGGGGAAACCGAACGACGGGUAUCAUCUGUCAACAGAUUUCCCGUUGUGGUCGUUGUAAGAUUUUCGUUCGUCAUUCCUGGCAUCCACGAGCAUCUUUUCGUCGUAUCCACGUUUCUUGCAUCGCUUUGCUUCCCUCAGCUCAACAUAUCGUUCUCUGUUUUGAUAUGUAUCUGCGGCAAGUAGGCAGCUUCUAGUUUGGUUUUACUCGUUUGUCGCUUUUAUCGCUUUAAUCCCAGUCGAACCAGCGAUACGUUUGAUUUUAUCCACACUGCGUUAAUAUCGUUAAGUAAGCUGUUCUUAGAUUUUUUCGUCAAGUCAUUCCGUUGGGGGGACAUUUGCUCUAUGUCAUAUCAUAUGUGGACCCGAUUAUGCUGAACAAUCUUAGACGAAUCAUACGCAUAUCCUUGAGGUUUAGCUCCCUGUACACAGGUUCAUAUAUGUACGGCGAAUCUUGUGCUCUAUGCAACCUUUUGGCACUGGCAAACCCACUAUUUUGUCUACCCCCGACUUUUUUAGAGUUGCAAAAUAUGCACAAACAAAAAUAUCAGGGGCCCUAUUCUCACAGUCAACCGAACUAGGAGCCCCCCUAGUUCGGCAGAUUUGGGUAAAUUGCCUGUUGAAGUGUCGAUUGUAUUCCACACAGCGCACAGUGGCGGAUCUUCAAACAAAAGUCGGACAAAACCUUAAAUGUUACCUAAUUUGGCUGAAAAUUAGAAUUUAAGCUAAUUUUGAGGUGCUGAGCUCAUUUUUGAUGUCAAAAGUCGUAAAAUAUUAAAUGCAUUUUUCCAUACAGUGUCAUUGAACCUUUCUUAUAACUAUGAUCCCGUUUUCAUGAUAGAUUUUCCGUUACUGUUCCAUUGCUUAACGUGUUGGUUUACUGUAGAUUUUCUAAUUAUUUUACACAAAACGCUUGCGCUUCAAUAUCAGUAACAAGGCUUCAAAAUCUCCUUAAACCUUUUUGCGCACCUAGGCGCAGAAAGAGACCAUGAUAUUCGAAAAGUAGAGGUUAUUUCCCAUAGAAUGUAUACUAUGUGACCGUUCCGAAAUGAUUCCGAAAUUUGUACAGAAUACAUUAAUGAAAAAAGUAUUUUUGAUCUGACCACCUCAAACAUAUUUAAACGAAAAAUCAUAGUUCCAAGCAAAUUUACCGAAUGUAUUUAAAUCACUAACCAAGUUCUCUCGUUCCUCUACACAAUGGAACUAGUUGUACUAAAAUGAGACCAAAUCAAAAGAGCAACAUGCAUUUGGAGUGAGCAGAGCAAUUGUGGUUUCGGAAAUGAAAAUCAUUAAAAAGUCCGGACUUUGCUACGUUUAAACUGAUGUUAAAAAUCGUGUUCUUAUCCAAUGAUCAUAAAAUUUUGAAUAUACAUCGUUCAAUACAUGAGAAAUUUGGAAAAAAUAUAAAACAUCAAUAUUUCAAAAAUAAAUUCUGACUCCUAGCGGUAGCUUAACGGAGCCGUGGAUCAUUUAUAUGUUUACAAAUGUAAAAAAUAAUAUAAACAAAUAUUAUUAUAAUAUUGGAUCUCGUGCCCGCAACUUUUUAUUGCGAGCGGAACCAUUCGCGGGGUUUGCUGGCAAUCUGCAUCAGUGGGGGUUAUUUAAUUCUUGUUUGUUUUUCACGUCCAGGUCGAAGCCGGCUUGGUGUCCGUGAUGUUUUUCCCUGUUUCUUGAACUUAUUGUUGAUCAGUGUAAAUCCGUCACUGUUAUUGUUAUCCUUGCCGAUGUUACUUACAGUUGAUUUUGCGGUGCUGGUCUUUUGUGGUUGUCAUUAUGGUUUGUGCAACUGCUGCCGCAAAGUUGGCCACCGUUUGUGGUUCUGGCAUUGGUAAUUGAAAACUCUUUUUUGGUUUGGUUUGCCGUAGAUGAGUUGGUAAUCGGUUGAGAUGCGUCUUCCUCUGCAUCUUCUGUGCAAGGUUGUCCAUGAUGUGUUGUCUGAUUACAAUACUUGCAUGUAGGAGUUUGCCCCUCAUGGGUGCAUAACGUAGUUUGUUUAAUUGUAGUUCCGUGAGUUUUGAGUUUUAUUGUCAAGUAGGACUGUACGGGCCUUUCGACACGCAUCCUCACUACUAAACCGCCGUUAGGAGUUUCCGGGAACAAGUUUCUCCUAGUAUCAGGUGUAACGGAUUCUACUUCUACGUAUUGCGACAUGCAUUUUGCAAUUGGUUCAGGAGGGGAGCUUCAAAAGGUAUUCCACUUCACAAAAAUUCGGGCGCGUUGAAUAAAAUUUCAAGUCAACGACCGCGGCGUUGGGUCGGAGUAGAGCUUUUUCGUCAACUUUACUCAUGGUAACAAGAAUAAUCCGAUGCUUCCUUUGUUCUCGAGACAAUGUACACUAGAUCGAGAGCCCUGUUGUUUACUUGGCUCGAUUGUAGGUCUGACAGCGGCUGAGGUAAAAAGUAGACUGACAAGCAUCGGCUUGGCCCAUAAACAGUGAAACGUCAGUGUAACCAACUACGUAUUCUUGUUGUUGGUGCUCCAUACAGCCAGACAGCCAUUCCUCGCGAGGAGGAAGUCUCACAUUGAAAGUUUUAAAACGAAAACUACAUGUAAGUGAAAGGUAACUGAAAGCAAGUAUAAACUCAUUCCAAGUAAUUAUACAGGUGGUCAUUAUAUGAUAAUCAUCGGCAAAAUCAUAUGUCGGAGACCUAAGCUCAUUAAAUUUCCUCAACAAGCCAUUGUCGAUAAGGUUUUCUAGAAGUGGUGACACCAACUUUCAAUUAGAAUUACCUCAGAAGUUGUCGUCGGUGAUGGUUACGUGGUCUAGAAAGUGUGCGCCAAAAAAAAAAAAACAGUUGAGUACAUCUUCGUCAGACGAGUAUUCACAAUAGCAGUUCUAAUCGAACUAACAUGCAAAUCUCUCGAUUUCGAAAUUAACCUACUCAAUCUACUAGUAUCGUUGAUACUUGAAACAUUUGUGUAGAGCCUUUCCAACCACUUCGCUCAAGGGAUCGAAGGGCAUUUCUGAAUUUUUUGCGAACCAACUUAAAUGCCUCUCUUCUGCCUAGCUUUUUGAAUCCAACAAGUUCGCUAUUCCACGAAGGUGUUCCUUCAGAAGCACGCAUAAUUCUAAACGGACAAACCUCUUGGUAUGUUGCUACAAUGAGUGAGUUUGUGUUAUCCACGAUCUCAUUCACUUAGAGAUUGAAUCGUUGGACAAUACCCAUGAAACCUACUCGCCAAGAGCUCUUCGUAGAGGUUACAUAUCAUGCAUUUGGGAUUACGAUAUGUGACUAUAUUUAGCGAGACGUUUGCCAACUCAUGCGUAAUACCGUCAGAGUAGAGUGUUAUGUGUAACACUAGCUCGACCAGCUCAUGCAAAUUUUGGGCGAUUUCCUACAUUAAGUAUAUGAAGAUUUGUACUACUUAAGUAUUCCAUCAAGCCGGUUCCUCGCAAAUGGGUAUCUGAGCUGCCCCAAAUUAUAUAAUUUCCAUCACUGUCGAUCAUAAGAGGAAACCCAUCUCUACCACAGUAUAAUACAACCCUUUUGAAAUCAUCAUAAGAUGGUGAUUCAUUAUGCGGCAAAUAUGCCGAAAAAUACAUGUAUUUCCUGUUCGUGUUAUCAACAGACAUAUUGGCUGUGACAGCAUCAAUAUCGCGAGUUGUAUGGUCGGAUAUAAGACAUAGCAUAGCAUAGCAAAAACGACGGGUGGCUGAUACAGUGAAAUCUUUUUAUACGACCGUAUAGUUCGCUGCGCACCUGGCCAUGUCCUUACGAUCGCUAAAGGGAAGGGAAUGUUAGUUGAAUACCUACUUAAGAAGAUACAGGGAACCCACGCAAUCUCCAUAGGUAUUAAGAAUGUUAGAUUUUGUUCGCAGGGAAGGUAAAUGGGAUGUGGGUUUUGGAGUUAUUUUAUAUAUUCAAAAAUAUGGAUAAUAAAAAUGAUUACAAAUCGGAUUGAUCUCACCAAAUUUAUUUGGGUGAUGGCACCACCGACAGAGUACUUUCCGCUUAGCUGGGUUACCACACCAAUGAAAAACUUGCGAUAUAGUUGACGAAGAAGACUUCCGAUGCUGAUACCGAUGCUAACGGUUUCUUUAAACUGACAAUAUUGUUCUACACACUCCAACAAGAAUGCUUCACAGUUUUGAACAAUUCUUUCCUUCAGUAUAAAAAGUCAAAACUUGCGGUACCAAGAACUAUUUUUCAACCGGUGAAAAAACGUCACGCAUUAGGAAAUCGCGUCCAACCUUACUCAAAACCUACUUCAAUUUCCAAUUCGAUCAAAAUUUGCUCAUUUUCACGUAAAAGAUGCUAUUUUUAAAAAUUUCACAAAACUUUGGGUUUAAGGGACCACUUCAUUGUAAAAAUGUGUUGACAGAGCAGUUGUAAGGUCGGAUAUAAGUCAUGCAUCAAUAGUACUAUUCACGUGUGCAUUCCACGGUGGUUUGUUUUGUCAUUUUUGAUGAAAGCUGCGAAGACGGGGUUAAGUUGUUUUUAAACAUAGCCGUUUUCUUUACGGAAAUCCAGCUUUUAAACCAAAGCUUUCUUUCUUGCAUGAAGUGUGAUACAUUCAUAGUUGCUGAACGUUUAUGCUGAAGAUUAAUUUGUGCUACUCUAACCAUACUCGAUUACAGCACUAGAACAUUUCAUCAUCAGCACUUAUAGCACAGACUAACCGAAAUAACAUUCGAAAACAAUGUUUCGUUCGCUUUAACGGCCAUAUUAAAUGCAUUUGUAGAUGGGACUGUAGCAGCAUUUGCGAUGAUGGCGCUACUGACAGAUGAACAAGUAUGCAGGGGAUAGACUACUAAUGAACACCCAGGUAACCAAUAAGCAUGCAAAAUGCAUGUUAGCGACUACUUGGUAAGCAUUUAAGUCGUUUUGAAUGCUAUUUGAAAGUCGCUUUUGGCAAAAUAUACGGCUACAUUGCUGCUGUGCCAUGAAAAUGCUUCUUUACUGCUGUUGUGCAUUCAAAAUGCUGUUUACCGACAAAAAGUUUUUUGAAUAGUUAUGCAUAAAGAAUGCUAAUAUACUGCAGAAAGCAUCUGAAAUGCAAAUCAAGUGCUAUUUUACUGCAUACACUAAUGCUUGUUUGUUACCUGGGCAAUUCCUCGCAGGGGUAACACUCUAGUAAAUGAGUGUUUGGGACUGUGUAUUAAAGGUGGAGUGUGUUCUGGAAAAAUAAGCGGAUAGAUAUUUUAAGAGGGAUUUCCUCAUAGGUUGGCAUGAGUUCCCUAUCUACAUGGGACUGAUCAGCGUUUAUAGGCAGUACAGCGAACUCCGAAAUGGGUAUUAGUAACAUGACCAUCGUUUGAACCCUGCGAUUUGCGAAGAAACAAACGUCUACUGUGUCGCUUAACAUAGCAAGGGCACUACACUCCGUGCGCGUCUGACAUAUUUUAGUUCAGUGCCGGCUAUUCAGUCUUCGGCACGGAGAAAUACCUUGACUUGAAGACUCCUGUUUUCAGUAGCCCCAUACGAUAUGGGAGCAGGAACGCUUACUUACUUGAUACUUGAUGGGCAACAAUUCGCUUCGUUGAAUCUACGCCGAGUCAAGAAUUCUCCUCCACUGGACUCGGUCCUGGGCCAAUCGCUUCCAGUCACCUUGGACAUUGAAUGCUUUUAGGUCUUCUUCCACUGUAAACAGCCAUCGUGUACGCGGUCUGCCACGGAGUCGUCGGCGUCUUCCCGGUUCUCUACUGAAUAUUACCGCGCCUGUCGUUCUUCCGGCAUUCGUGCCACAUGACCAGCCCACCGCAGCCUGUUUUUUAUUAGCUUGACAAUAUCCACUCCUUUAUAUACUUGGUAUAACUCGUGAUUCAUGCGACGCCGCGGCGCGCCGCCAGAUGCCAUUUUCUUCUUCACCGCCGAGUAUUGUUCGCAGCACCUUACGUUCGAAGACCCCGAACACUCUACGAUCAACUUCCUUUAACGUCCACGUUUCAUGGCCGUACAAGGCAACCGAACUAUCAAUGUCUUGUACAACGCGAAUUUUGUCUUCGUCUGCAAACUACGGGACUGGCUACGAAGUCCGUAAAAAGCCCUAUUUGCAGCUGCAAGAGGCCUUUUCACCUCGCGGAUAGCAUCAUUAUCGCACGUCACUAGAGUUCCAAGGUACACAAAUGCUUCCACUACUUCAAAUUUAUCACCACCUAACACCACUUCACCACCAACAUCACUAUUGGACCCACGUGUUCUUCCAGCUAUCAUGUACAUCGUCUUGCUGGUGUUGAUUGUGGGACCAAUUCUUGCUGUCUCCCUUUUAAAAGGCACGAAUGCCUCUUCCACGGCUCGGCGGUCGAUUCCAAUGAUAUUAAUAUCGUCCGCAAAUCCUGGGAGUAUAUGCGACCGAGUGACGAUGGUACCGUUCCUUCGCACGCCUGCUCUCCUGAUGGCACCUUCAAGAACAAUGUUGAACAGCAAGUUUGACAGCGCAUCACAGCGAAGGACGUCAAAAUCUCAUCCGCAACCCGAACACUUGAUUUCGAUCCAUCCAGCGUUGCACGAAUCAGCCUAAUCAGUUUCGUCGGAAAACCAUGUUCUACCCAGGCAUUGUAAUUCUCUCUCACUCACGCGAGAAGUAGCUUAUCCGAUGCCCAACUUUUCCGAGAUAAGAUGAGUCGCAAAAUUCUCCGUCUCCACAAAUAGCGUGAGAAUGAUUUUCCGGAUUAAAUUUAUUUGACUUUUUCCUUCUCACCGGAGAAGGUGAUAAAAUUUUAAUUUCGUGGAAAUCAAUUAAAACUUCAAAAAAUACACUUAAUUGCAAAGAAAAGCGGCAAAGAAGUAUGAUAGACUUGUUUUUUCGUGUUUUGGAAUAACGAAAACGAAGCAGCGAACGCAAGAAGGAUACCGUGAUAAACUCAUUCAUUCAUUCUCUGGCUGUUUUAUUUAUUCGGAGAAAUAACACGUUGUUUUUAUCUGGAGAAGUUGUGUGAGUGCCAAUAACUUUUCGUGUGAAAAUGUGAGUUUUUAUUGUCGCAGUAGCAAAUUAUCCGGGCGCAUUUACUCAUAUGAGCGAUAAAUAAAAUGCCUGGUUCUACCAUUAUCUGCCAUAACUCGAUUCUUUUCACUGAAUCGUACGUCGCUUUGAAAACAAUAAACAGAUGGUGUGUCUGCAAAUUGUAUUCCCGGAAUUUAUCUAGGAUCUGUCGCAGGGUAAACAUUUGAUCCGUUGUUGAUCGGCCUUCACGAAAACCACCUUGGUAUUCGCCGACGAAGGACUCCUCCAACGGCCUCAAUCUGUUGAACAGAAUACGUGACAUAAUUUUGUACGCCGAAUUGAGGAGCGAUAUUCCUCGAUAAUUGGCGCACUCUAGUUUGUAUCCCUUUUUAUAUAACAAAUGACAAAUGAGGCCCUCUAGCCAAUCAGCAGGUAGUUCUUCUUCUUCUCAUACGUUCAAAAGAGUAGGGUGAAGUAUUCCGUGCAGCUGCUCACUACCGUGUUUGAAAAGUUUGGCCGGGAGCUCGUCCUUUCCAGCAGCCUUACAGUUUUUCAGCUCUUUGAUUACCUUUUUCGCCUCUUCUAACGUCGGAGGCUCCACAGCUUGUCCAUCGUCACUUAUCCUUAUUCUGUUCGUUGACGCGCUAACAUUCUCUCCAUUCAAGAAUGUCUCGAAGUGCUCUCUCCACCUAGCUGCUACCAUAGUUUUAUCUAUCAGCAAGUUACCUUCACGGUCAUUGUACAUGACGGGAGACGGCGCUGUUUUUCUCCGUACGCCAUUGACAGUUUCAUAAAAUUUCCGCAUAUCAUUUUGUUCCAUACUGUUUUGCGCCUCAGUAAUGACGUUCUCCUCAUACUGCUGUUUCUUACUGCGGUGAAUUCUUUUUUCGGCUCCUCUUGCUUCCUUGUACCGCUCUCUGUUCUGCCGGGUACCAGACACUAACAUCCGGCUUCUGACAGCAUUUUUCUAAUCCGUCACUCUCUGGCAUUCCUCAUCGAACCAACCGUUUCUUGGUCGUCUCUGAGCAGUACCUAUUACUUCUCGCGUUGCUGUGCUCACCGCUCCUUGGAUUGACUCCCACAGAUUAUUGAGGUUGUCAUCUACGUUGAUUCCCCUUAUCCGCUCAUCAAGUUGUUAGUGGUACUCGUCCGUCACACCUUCUGCUGAGAAGCACUGGAUAUUGAAACGCAACGGUCGCUGAGUUCUUGAGUUCGAUACGGUUGAUAACCGUGCUCGAAUCUUACUGACAACGAGAUAGUGAUCAGAGUCGAUGUUUGGUCCUCUGAAGAUCCUCACAUCUAUAACAUCCGAGAACUGUCGGCCGUCUACCGUCUACAUGGUCUAUUUGAUUGCAAGUUUCGCCAUUCGGGUGCAUCCAGGUGUGCUUACGGAUGUCUUUGCGUGCAAAAUAAGUGCUGCUGAUGGCCAUCCCUCUAGCUGCAGCGAAGGUCUCUAGUCUCAGAUCGUUGUCAUUGGUUACAGAGUGAAGGCUCUCCUUACCAAUGAUUGGACGGAAAAAGUCCUCUCUACCGACCUGAGCGUUGGCGUCCCCGAUAGCAACUUUCACGUUAUGCUUUGGGCACUCUCCGCGUCCUUCACGUCAUCGGGUUUAUCGUUUGUCGGAGCAGGAACUCACUUAACCCAUUAUUGCCCAACUUAUUUUUCACACGCAGCGCAAAUUGAGUUUUCCGAUUGGAAAAAAUGAUGUGGUCAUUCCAGUGAAAUUAAUUUCCUACUAAGAGUAGCUGAUAUAAUAAGGAACAACCAGUGAAAAUUUCAGAUUGAUCGAUUAAUUAAUUCCUGAGAUAUCGUGGUCGCCGCGAAUGAACUUUUCAACAAAAUACAAUUCCGAGAUAAUCGAGUUUUAUUGUCCUGCAGCGAGUCAACGGUCUAGCGUAUCAAACACUACGCACCGCCUACGAGUGGUCAUUGGGUAGCGGUCUAUGAAUCGCUGUAACUCAAGUUUUAGUAUUCCGAUCUUAAUGAAAUUUUGAGAAAAUUUUCCUCAGCGUAUGUAGUUUGAGAAUAUUUAAUUUACAAAAAUUCGAUUUUUUCAUCAUGACAAAAAUGUGUAACCCCUUAAGGGAAAAUUGAAUAAAAACAAAACAUAUACACCGGUUUAACCACUCUAACUUCUCUAAACGUAUUCUGUAAGAGUAUAUGAACAAUAUUAACUCAUUGACAAUGCCUGUUCUGCGUUAUUUCUUAAGUAAUAGGAGUUAUUCUUAGCACCUACUAUAUAUAGUAGGUUGGGCAAUAAUGGGUUAAUGAUUGUUAAUUAUUGACUGAGAUACCUCAUCCUGUCGGAUACUACACAGCCUCUUGGCUACUUUUGUCAGAAAAAGAUACUAGACUAUUAUUUAUUUAUAAACAUUUUAAUCUCAACGGUCAUUCGCCUUUUUCGGAAAUAAUAUGCAUUUCAAAUGAAAAUUUGUGCGGUCGUCUAUCCUGGGCGCACUUCUUGCUGCUACGCGAGAUAUUUCUCGUGAAGUGGAGGGGGAGUAUCGUUAUUUCUAUUAUUCACUUUAUAGGGGCCCUUACACGCGCAAUAAAAGUGUCAUUACUAAGUAGUGUCAUUACUAGAAUUGUAUGGGAAUUCCGUCAUUACUCACCUUACACGAUCAUUAAAAGUGACAUUACUGCUCAGUAAUGACAUUACUAGCGCCUCGUGUAAGGGGCCCUUAUCGUAUGCUGCUCGUUGGUUGUUCAGUGUGCCCUCCCUCUCGCUCUCGUGUACGUCCAUGUCGUUGUUGCUAGCAGUAUUAGUUUUCACUGUUGGUUGUUUUCUGGUGCUUCUUGUUUUUCAGAGGGACCUAGCUGUAUUCGUCUUCUGUUUUGGUUACUCCUUCGCUAGGUGUACUGGAUGCAGGUUUAGGGUUUCAAAGAUUAUUGUUUGACCGGCUGACUAAUCAGUGUAGUAGAUUCAUAUUCUUUAGCAGUUUUAACGCAUGGUUCACCGUAGUGUGCCGUUUGGUUGCAGAGCUGGCACGUAGGCUCUUGCCGAGGUAUGUCGAUAGUGUUCUUUGAAUGUAGGUUGAUUUGCAUUUCGAGGACAAGUAAGAAGGAAUUGGUUGUUUCAGUUGCAUUCCAAACACACGAAUCUCGUUGAGAACGCCAGGGAAAAAUUAUCUUCAGGUGUCAUUUGUAACGGAUUCCACUUUUUAUUUCGUCAUGAAUUUUUUAUUGUGCUCGGAGCUGGGCCGUGGUGCCAAAUUCUCAAGGCGAAUUUUAGAUCCAUAUAUACUGAGAUGUUGGUUUUAAUUUUGUUUCGGCGUCGUGGCGCAUAUUGUUCAUCACUAGGGGACCGCGGGGCAAGUCCGACACCUUAAGCGCAAUAAUUUUUCUAAAAUUCCACAAAGCUCCUAAAAUUGUAUAUUCUGUGCAUAAUCCUUGUUUAGGUAGUUCUUAACAAAAUAUAAUUUUUUCAGCGUUUCAAAAAAUUGAAUUCAUUAAAAAUUAUUGGUUGCCAAAAAAUGGAGAAAAAUGACAUUUGAAAAACGGUGCGGGUAAGAGCGACACCCCAAAGGGGCAAGAGCGACCCCCUUUUGAACUUUCUUUUUGUCCAAUUUUUUCCAUUUAAAAUGUAUUGUGUAUGUGUGAUAAAGUGCAAUUAUGUGUAUAUGAGUAUGUGUGAUGCAAACGCAUGCUUUUUGUAGUUUCAUCGCGUAGCAAGAGGAAGAACAUUCGAAUGCGUGGUGUUAUGAAUAAAUAAUGUUUAACGCAUGGUUUAUAUUAUGGUACGGAUUUUCUUAAGUAAUUCUUUCGAGCUUUAUUGCCACUUGUAUAGCAAUUAUAACGAAGAAGAGCUGUUCUGCAAGCAGAUUAUAAACGCUGUUACAAGGACUCAUUCACUUAAAAGUGACGCACGCUUCGUAGUGAGCUAUCCGGUUCGUGUUGUGAUUUUUCGGAACACUGUUGAUCAAUAAUCCGACGGUCAAUGAAAAUUUUUCAUCAAUAUUAUUCAUAUUAGAUUAUACUUUUCAUUUCUUUUUGUAAUAUAACUAUGAAUCACGUUCAAUUUAAUUCUUAUUUUUUGGUCGGCUUGAGAUAAUACUGAAAAAUAAAUGAAAAAAAAAUAGUUUCCGUGUAUAUCAAUUGUUAACAUGACGUAAUUAUAGUAUAAUUGAACACAACAAAUAUACCGAGUCGUUUGUAUCGAAUCAAAAACGAACCCAAUCAUCUGAACACCGUGUCGGUCUUACCCCACCCAAAAACUGUCGGUCUUACCCCAACAGCGCACAUUUUUGUUAAAUGCUCAAUUAACAGUAUUGAAAUACUCAAACAUAUCUUCAAUACACACAAAUAACGAUAUGAAGAGUAGAAUAGAAUGUGUGACACAAAAACUGGUUAUUUUCAAAGCUUUUGUGGUAUUAAAACCUUAAAAUGUAUCAACUAAAAAUAACAUCCAAAAGCGCAUCAACUUUGCUUUCGCUUGUUUUGUUUAUUUCGUUGACGUUUAAUGAACCCAUAUGGCAUCGAUGUGUAUCGAAAUGCCUAAAAUAAUCGUACUAAUAAUAUCCUGUCAUUAUUGUAUGAUUUAAAAUUUGAUAUCUGGGAAAAGUCGUGGGGUGUCGGACUUACCCAGGGUGUCGGGCUUACCCCCAGUUCCCCUAUAAAGUGUUCUGCUUUGAAUAGCAUCUUUUCACUAAAAUGAUAUAAUUUAACAGAAAAAACCGCAACACCAGUGUUGAAUACUGUUAUGUACAAAAGCUUUUUAUUUAUUUAUUUGGGCCUAGAACAUUUACAACACUUAGGAUUAAACAUUUUGCUUUUAAAAACCCUGUCCCUUUAACAUCAUCGAGUUCACCCUUUGUCGGCGCGUAGGCGUUGAUUAUGCUAUAACUGAAUAGCUUGCCCUUUAUCCUCAACACACAGAUACGGUCACUGACCGGUCUCCAUCUGAUGAUUCGUUACUCCAGCGGUGCCAGCAACAUUUGUGAAGAUCGGGUAACAAACCUCUAUGGGAUUUUUGGUCGUAUACUGACAGGGAAGGGGAAAAGUGUCUAUUCUCCAUGUUAUCAGCGGCUCCAAACUGCGUCUGUUCCGGAACAGGAUGCACAUUACCGUUACAUUAUACAAUUUGGUCAUCAAUAUCUAGAGUUUUAGAAUUUAUGAUAUUAUUUGCGUUUCGAAAAUUUGAUUCUAGAAAAGCUACCUUACGAAAACUUUUGCUUUAUGAAAUUCCACCUGCCAAAAAGUUAUUGCUGGAUUAUGUUUAUUUUUCUGAGGUAGUUACUGAGGGAAAAUAUUCGGUAUUUUAUUGUGCGAGAAAUGGUUCUGUGGUGAAAGUCGUACAACCACUUCUCCUUCUUGAAAUACCUAUUUGUAUUCGUCUGUUCUGUUUCAACUAACGUCCCAUAUUCUACCUAUAAUCGGAAGUCAGUCCCAUGUAGAUAUGGAAUCCCAUAGAACAUGGGACUGACUUGCGAUUAUGGGCAGUAUUGUGCUUGAUCAAAACAUAUUCGCUGCAAGCUGACUUUAGCACGCACACCCAGAAAAGUGCCGGAUUGCAAUUUCAACCAGCUAAAUAUGUACGUCCGAGAGAACAAUAAACAUCGCAAUAUACUAAACUUAAUCUAGAACUCUUAUAUUUUGGAUUGUUGGGUUGGAUUCAUCUGGCUUGACAUUGAAAUAAGUACAAAUCGGUAACUCGUUUAAUCGAAAUAGUUUUUUUGGUCAAUCAGUUGAUUUAGAAAAUAAGGUUUUUUUUUUCAUUUUAGCACUUAUUUACUAAUUAUAAUUCCCAUAAUGUUUACAAGCGACAUAUCAUUCGUUUAUUUCAGUAUUGGUACAGGACGUUACGGUUGAAUUUAUACUUUAAAUGCAUUUAAUCAUCUCUACAAUUAGCCAUAAGCAUUAGUUUCACGUUAGCCAAUUACCACAAAAAAUAUAACAAAUUUAUUUUUGCAGAACUUAUUUACUACCUUACGCUAGAGACGACCGAACAAACCCUACUACAGAACAGUACUCCCAAUACAAUCAGAACACAAGUACAACCUAGCCCCAGAUCAUUUCUGAACAACCACAGUCAGAAAGACCGCCUGGACUGGAACCAACUAGACUUUGCUUCUUCAUCUCAUCGAUCGAUACGCAAAAAAAAGAACGUUGGACCUGUACACAAUCGAACGAACCAGUCAACCUGUACUGCAUAACUCCACAACCCUGAACGUCGUUUGAGGUGACUUCCAGACUUUGUGAACAUCUUUUCGGGACAAGCCAUGAAAAAAAAGAAACAAGAACCCAAGAGAUCAUGAAAACCCAACAUCCCCGACAAGACUGGAAGAAAGAGAACUGAGUCCGAGAAUUGUUUUUAACGGUAGGAUUGUAUCGAGUAACGUUUCACCCCAACAGAUACUAAAUUACGUUUCCUAGACUUAAGCUUCACGUUCGUUCACGACGCGCGAAUGGAAAUUACUUUCCCUUUAGUGACGAAUAUUUUCUUACUAAUUGACCAUUACCUAUUUUUGUCACUCUAUACUGCUAGGGAUCAUUUCUACCUAGACUAUUAUUCGGCGGUAUGAGAAAGAUUGGAUUCGAAUAUUAUUUUUAAAUUGUGACCCAAUUUUUCCACCAUUCACCAAAACUAAAGAUUACUUUAUGUUAAGUAUACUUUCCUACUACAGCACACUAUCGAAUAUGGUUUUUUGGGUCACAUGAGAUUAUUUCAGAACUAUUGAAUCACGAAAAAGACGUUUAAACGACAUUAUAACAGAUAUCGGGAGUGCUACAUUACGACAUUGGAAAACAUUUCACACUGCUCACACUUAUCACUACAUCAUUUUAAUCGGUGAAAUAAUUAAUCAUAAUAGAAUAUAGAUCUGUCUAAGCUACAAAUAAAAUUUUCUCUUUAUGUACAAGCUAAGAAAGACGCUGAUUUUAGACAGAUUGCAACGUCGAAGAUUUCUUUUGUUUUCGUACAGUAAUGCGUUAUGCGAGUAAUGCUUGAUUCAUCUUCAGAAUAUCAGAUUCAGAAUAUUCUGAUUCAUCUUAGUUUACACACAAAAAUAAAUACAUAACAUGAUACAGUUUUAAAUAAAUGCUUUUCCGUUGGAAAUUUAAACAAUCUUUAUUGGUAAGCAUGUCAAUCAUAACCACCCUUAGUAAUACCCGUACGUUACUAAUGUGAUGAAUACGGGCGCCGAUUCCGAUGGCGCACGUACCUCUUCACAAGUAAAUUUUAUACCAUACUUUGUGUAAUAUUGGAUUUCAUUUUCCCCGCUAAGCCAAAAGAGAAAAAAAAAAGAAUACGGUGAUUAGACAUACCCCUGAGAAUGGUCCAAAUCAGAAAAGUGAUUCAAUCAUAUUCAUAUACACUCUGAUAUUGAAAGCAAGUGAAUACCAGUUUUUUAUGUUUAGUGAUACCUUAGUUAGUUGAAGAAGUGCGUUUGUCUUUGCCCCUUACCUAUUUUAUGAAGGUUAGAGUCCUAAUCACGGCGCAGUUGCACGUGGGUGCGAAUUGCAUAAAAUACUUAUAUAAUCUUUCCAAAUACGUUGGGUUUCUUUCCCUACAACGGUAUUCUAACUAAUAAUCAUACUUUACUAAUCUGUGCAAAUUGUGUAUUACAUUAUAAAUAUAUAGCUGUAUUCGCAAACAUGUAUCGAAGAGAUCAGAGAAAUAAAGAUUUGCCAAUCACUUUUAGCGAA